GUUUCUCGCCUGUUUGACCAUCCGUGCUAUUUCUUCUUUGAGAUAAACUACAACGAUUAUUCGUGUAACCAACAAAUCUAAUUUUUCUUUUUUUACAAAGGAAAUGUGUUUAACGAAAUCUCGCUUAUUUAGUCAUUGAUUCCGCUUCCUUUUCCAAAUAAAUCGUCAAUCAUUCGCUCGAUUGCCAAUUCUAAUUUUGCUUCGAAGCAAACUGCGUUGAUUAUUCGUAUAACCUUUUUAAUAGAAACUGUUUUUCGCCUAUUUUAUCGCCAAUUUCCUUUUCAAAAUAACAUGUAUUAAUUAUUCCUUUAAUCGCAGAUUUUAUUUUAUUUUAUUUCUAUUUCUAUUUCGUUUUAUCAUCGAUUUUCCGCCGUCUUCAAAGAAACUCACGUGAAUUACUUUAGUUGCUUUUUCAAACUAAUUUUAUUUCUUUAAUUUUAAAUUAAAAAGUAGCAACGAAAAUGCUACAAUAACGGAAAAAUUCUUCGGUUAUCUCCACAAAGAACACGAAGGUAUCGAACUUAGUGUAUUAAGACAUUUUGUUCGUUGGAAGUUAGUCGACGAUACAUUUGACAUGAUUUAAUGUGACAUCGAGAGAGAAAAAUGGUUUGAUCGAGGGUGAACUUAAUUGCUAAUUUCGUAACUUGCUGUUAAUCGAUCUGACAGUGAUAUUAGUGGAUGUGGUUGGUAGUGCCUGAUUAAUCGUGAUCGAUAUUUUGAACAAAGAGCAACGAGAAACGAUAAGUUUGGAGUUUCACUUUGACGUCGUGAGACUAUCGUUAAUUAGACAUGGAAGAAUCGUUUGGUGACAGCGAAAUGAAGGACGAGAAGAGUAACUCUAUAUUGCCCACUGAAACGAGUCGAUUGAGACCAAGAUUGGAAAGUUUCGAUGAUGUUCUGCCGUAUGUCGGUGACUACGGGAGAUAUCAAUGUCUGUUGUUAUUGUCGUUACUACCUUAUGGCGCGACGUACGCGUUUCUGUAUUUCUCGCAAUUUUUCAUUACGAUUAUUCCCACGGAACACUGGUGCAGAAUAGACGAAUUAGUAAACUCGAAUUUCACCGAAGAAGAGAGGAUUAAAAUAGCGAUUCCAGCGACGAACGUUUAUCCGUAUUACGAACAAUGUCAACGGAAGGACGUAAACUUCACGGAGCUGUUGAAGAGCGAUAAGAGCCUAAGCUCGUCGAAUUUCCAAACAAACGAAACGAUAAAAUGUACUCGAUGGGAGUACAAUUUUACGCAGAUUCCAUAUCCUAGUAUAGGAACUGAGCUAGAUUGGGUAUGCGACCGAGAGUACCUCGUAUCAACGGCGCAGUCCAUCUUCUUCUGUGGAUCCAUCAUCGGUGGUUUCCUAGUCGGUUGGAUCGCCGAUCACAAGGGUCGUAUCCCAGCUUUAAUGUUCUGCAAUGGUAUCGCUCUUUUUGCCUCCAUUUUCACUGCCAGCGCAAAUAGUUUUUGGUCAUUCGCCGUCUGUAGAUUUCUCACUGGACUGGCGUUCGAUAACUGUAUCAACAUUCCUCUGAUUAUCGUUCUCGAAUAUAUGGCUGUUUCGAAACGAACGUUGGUCGUGAAUAUCGCCUUUGGCGUAUACUUCGCAGUGGCCAGUACAAUUUUACCAUGGAUAGCCUAUUAUAUCGCGAACUGGAGAUAUUUUACUUACGUUACUGCCAUACCGCUGUUAUCUGUCGCUAUCACACCGUGGAUUCUUCCCGAGAGCGCCCGAUGGUACGUUUCCAACGGGAUGAUGGACAAGGUUGUUGAGAAACUACGGAGAAUAGCUAGAAUCAAUCGUAGAAAUCCAGACUCGCGUAUUUACGAUAUAUUCGUCAGUAACAUGGAGGCAUCGGACAGAAUUCAAGAAUCAGCGACGCUUCUUGAUCUGUUCAAAACGCCACGGUUGGCGAGAAACACUAUUCUUCUAGUUGCAUUCUGGUGUUUCACCGUAAUCUCGUUCGACGGCCACGUGUAUUCAUUAAAACUUAUCCAGAGCUCGGUGUUCGUGUCCUUCUCCAUCGCCUGUGCCACAGAACUUCCAGCUGGGUUGUUACUUGCCCUGUUGCUCGACCGAUGGGGUCGUAGACUUUGCGGAUUUCUCACUCUGGCAAUGACCUGUGUACUCAGUAUCGCUGAACUUAUGCUGUACUCCAUGCUCGCGAAAUUAGUAAUGUCAAUAUUGUCACGAUUCUGUCUGAACAUGGCAGCCAAUGUUGGUCUUCAGUAUGCAGCAGAACUUCUGCCCACGCCAGUCAGAUCGCAGGGCGUAUCUUUCAUUCAUAUUUUCGGAAUAGUUGCACACUCUUUGGCGCCAUAUAUCACUGACUCGGCUGCAAUUUGGGAGGGAUUUCCAAUGCUCAUUAUCAGCACGGUGUCCUUUUUUGGCGCUGCACUGGUUUUGUUCCUGCCGGAAACUGUCGGCCAGAAUCUUCCUCAGACUAUCAAGCAAGGCGAAGAAUUCGGAAGGGACCAACAUUUCUGGUCGUUGCCUUGCUACCGUAAGACACACUUCAAUGGACAUCAACACUAUCAUUCCUGUGAACGAUAAUUAUCUGAUUUUUAAUAAUAAUUCAAUUAAAAAGCACGAAGGAGGAUUCGUGUUUUUUUAGAAGUAACAAUAUUACAGGCGGAUCAGUCUGACGAUUUUUGUACGAGAAAAAAUCGGAACAUAUUAUUUUUCUAUUCUCCUACA
Bombus impatiens (common eastern bumble bee) is the source of this 2685-nucleotide messenger RNA. Its product is annotated as carcinine transporter. The transcript is spliced from 10 exons. Gene Ontology annotation, biological process: transmembrane transport. Bases 790 to 2541 code for a protein of 583 amino acids. Gene Ontology annotation, molecular function: transmembrane transporter activity. Gene Ontology annotation, cellular component: membrane. The record is from RefSeq and is a predicted model, not a curated record. Lineage: Eukaryota; Metazoa; Arthropoda; Insecta; Hymenoptera; Apidae.